Messenger RNA from Ylistrum balloti, 1110 nucleotides. RefSeq lists its product as uncharacterized. The record is from RefSeq and is a predicted model, not a curated record. The transcript is spliced from 9 exons. NCBI's taxonomy places the organism in Eukaryota, Metazoa, Mollusca, Bivalvia, Pectinida, Pectinidae. The coding region runs from base 1 to 1110 and encodes 369 amino acids.
AUGGCGGACAUAGAUGAAUCAACUCCGUUCAUACCACCGGGUCUGGUGCACGAGGCACACCCGGAGUUGUUCGAUGUACGUGCCAUGCCACCACCCCCGGAGCAAGCCAAACCUGGUCAGCUUCCACAGCACGUCAUCCGAGAGUUCUUCGAGGAGGGAUUUGUCGUGGUACCAGAAUUUUUCCGCCCAGAGGAGCUUGAGCCGUGUCGACGGGCAGUUGAGAGACAAGUGGAGAAAUUGGCUCAGAAACUCUACAAGGCCGGCAAAAUCAAAAAUUUAUACGAGGAGUUUGGACUUUUUGAGCGAUUGACCCAAAUAGAAAAAGAAUUCCCAGGAGCUAACAUUAUCCUACUUAAAUAUCCAGAUCUUUGUGAGGAGUUUAAGGCAUUGUGGAGUAAUGAAAGAUUAUUGAAUGUGGUGGAGCAGCUUAUCGGUCCCGAGAUAAACGGACACCCCCUCUGGAACCUCCGAACCAAAACACCCCAAAACGAGGCUACCACAGUGCCGUGGCAUCAAGACUGUGCCUAUCUAGACAACGAAUGCUACACAACUUUGCAGGCCACCGCUUGGAUACCUCUCCUUGAUGCAAACGCUAGCAAUGGCUGUAUGCAGAUGGUUCGUAAAGGCCACCGGAAAGGCAGGAUAGCAACUCACCAGUGUUGUGAUGGCGGCACCUGGUACGUCAUGUUGAACGAGGAGGAGAUGGUAAAAAGUCUCGAUACAAACCCGGCCACGGACUUUGUCACGUGCGAGGUCCCAUACGGAGGGAUGCUUUUAUUUAACAACGUCAUUCCUCAUCGGAGCCUCCUGAAUAGGUCUAAGGAUAUUCGUUGGAGCUUUGACUUGCGUUGGCAGAAGCCUGGCCUACCUAACGGGUUUUACGGUUUGAAGGAAGGCGUUCUGAUGAGGACUGCCACUGAUCCAGACUAUAAGAUAUCGUGGGAGAAAUUCGACAGAACCGUCCGUCACAAAUUGCUAAGAAGUGCUGCGGUGGAGGAGGACGAAGACGAAUUUGAUACGACAGUGCCAGGACCCUGGAUGAAAAAAUGGGAGAUUGUGCACGUGAAUCAUCACGUAGACAGUUAUAGGGCGGACAGUGCCAGAACAUAA